CUUAGGUAUAUUUACCCAGGAACUUGGUUCAACAUACUAGUCAAACUUUGUUCAGACAAUCGUUUGUGUGCUUUUGAGACAAUUGAAGGACUUUUAAAUAUAUCAGAGAUCUAAUAUUUGUGUUUACUUGUGUUUUAGUGAGUAACAGUAAAACUGGCAUCUAUGUACGACAAACAACCGACGGGAGCGGAAUAUCCGCCGGCGGGGGACUAUUUAACGAUGCUGUCAAAGUCCUCAUACGAUCCUGUCAAAACAGCUUACGAUCCGACAGGGUACCCAAUGUCUAGUGUAGCCAGUAUGAACUCUAUGGGUGGAAUGAGCGGCAUGGGCUCGAUCGGAUCUAUGGGCAUGAACAACAUGAACUAUUCAUCACAGGCGAUAUCGGGUAUGGGAGCGCCUCACGGGUAUGGGAUGAGCAUGGCGCCGGCCGUCGGCAUGCACACUGGCAUGUACGGCAGUAUGAACACUAUGAAUACAAAUGGACAUAUGAGCGGGAUGACCAGUCCAGUGCCUAUGAAUGGAAUGUCAGAUCCCAUCUCACCAAUGCGAAUGGACUUAAAUCGGGCACAGGCUAUCAACAGGGCACGAGAAAAGACAUAUCGAAGGAGUUACACGCAUGCUAAACCACCGUAUUCUUAUAUUUCACUUAUCACCAUGGCGAUUCAACAGUCUCCAAACAAAAUGUGUACGUUAAGUGAAGUUUAUCAAUUCAUAAUGGACUUAUUCCCGUUCUACAGGCAAAAUCAGCAACGGUGGCAGAACUCUAUACGUCAUAGUUUGUCAUUUAAUGACUGUUUUGUGAAAGUACCCCGCACUCCCGACAGGCCGGGGAAAGGUAGUUACUGGACCUUACAUCCUGACUCUGGUAAUAUGUUUGAAAACGGUUGUUAUCUUAGGCGUCAGAAACGGUUCAAAUGUUUAAAGAAGGAAGACCUACGAUCAAAAGGUCUAGGGGAUGAUAGUGGCGAUGAAGGGCAUUCAGGGGAUGAAGGAGAUAGUGUCUCACAACCUGGGUCACCAGAAGAUCACCACGCACAAACCCACCAACAGCUUCAACCGCCCCCACAGCAACAGCCACCCCCACAGCAUCACAUGGCGGGUCAGCUAGAACCUUUACCUAACAAAACUGAACCAAACCCAGUCGGAACCCCAACAUCAGGAUCAACGCCGGGGCCGGACCUUCGGCAGUUACAGCAUCAACACCACGACGUGAUGUCUUUAGGGCACGGAUAUCCAGGUGUAAAUCCAGCGCACUCGUUUAAUCACCCAUUCUCAAUAAACAGUCUAAUUACAGAUAAUGCAAAAAUGGACAAACUUUAUGAAAUGCACGGAAUGUACCCGGGCUAUAAUAAUAUGCACCCGAUGCAGAUUCCGACGAAAGUUGAAGGCCCUGGAAUGGCCCCCGACGGAGGAUAUUACAAAACUUAUACUCCACAUAGCACUGCGAGUCUAUGAGCAUUUUAGGACUCUUAAUAGAUACGCAAAAGUGACAAAAAUGUGACAUUCACUUAAGCUGAAACCAAAGAUGUGUUUUUAUCAGGAAACCGUGUUUUGUGACCAUGUAAGUCGUACUUUUACAGGUUUUUACAUCCCCGUCAAUUCACCUCAAGAUUAUGAAUUUAAAACUUCAUUUUUUUCUAAAGAUAAGAGAGAACGCGGAUCUUUAAUAUAACUUGUCUGCUUAAAGCUAUUGCGCGGUCUCUAGUGGGCCAAUUUCAAUGCGUUUACAACUUGUCAUGAGCGGGUGAAAUAUAUUUGAAACCUUAGAUGUACUACUUUGUUAAUGGAUCGAAUUUACCUGUGUUCAUAUUUCAUCAAAGAUUUUACAACGUCUCUCAUAAGUUUCAAACUCACAAACAAUUAGGCGAAAUCUGGUUGAAGGACAUAACGCCUUGAAUGGGACUAUGUAUUCAUUAUUUCGCCCCAUUAUUAUUCGUACUCAACACUACUUAGCUGUCAUUUUUGACAAGUUUAUUCCAAUUUGUACAUUUCUUUCUUCCAUUUUCGGUGUUUUUUUCCAUGUUAAUUUAUUUUUAGAGUAGAAUUUUUGCUCAAGAUUUUAGUAUAAUCAAAUAGCGCAGAUAAUCGUUUUUUUUUCUUUAUUUGUAAUUUAAUAAAUAAAUGUAACUUUAGAUAAAUUUAAGUUACACGGUUAUUUCUCUUUUUUUCACGGCAUUUUAUGCCUUGUGAAUCUGUUUAACUUUUGUAUAGGUUAUCAAAUGUUUUAGUAAUUAUAUGUACGGGACGGGCAAAAAUCUGUCUGUCUGUGAUUCUAUAUAAGUUGCUUUUAUUUUAUUUUUGUACACAUACUGUAAAGGUUAUUUUUUUGAUCUGUCGGUUUAUAGAUAUUAAAAUUUAUGAAAUAUGAA
Messenger RNA from Ruditapes philippinarum (Manila clam), 2369 nucleotides. RefSeq names its product hepatocyte nuclear factor 3-beta-like. The record is from RefSeq and is a predicted model, not a curated record. NCBI's taxonomy places the organism in Eukaryota, Metazoa, Mollusca, Bivalvia, Venerida, Veneridae. The transcript has a single exon. The coding region runs from base 163 to 1455 and encodes 430 amino acids. Gene Ontology annotation, molecular function: RNA polymerase II cis-regulatory region sequence-specific DNA binding; protein domain specific binding; transcription factor binding. Gene Ontology annotation, biological process: cell differentiation; regulation of transcription by RNA polymerase II; anatomical structure morphogenesis.